CUUGAUUCCUUAUGAUAAGCUGCAUAGCAGUUAUGAUGGACAUCCUUACAUCUGAAUAUCUUGCUUGGCAUGCCACGUGGGUAGCCCCGAUUAUUGCUGACUUAAGCAUCGGAGUGUCUACCCCGAGGACCCACCUCGGGGCUUUGCAGCUUUCUUAUUGCUCUUUCAUCGUGGUUAACACUCGAUCAGUCCGAGCUGGAAAUCCAUCUCUGCCUCUUGGACAAGGUCAACUCCCCAACAACCUCCCACCUCAGCUUCCACCUCAGAUUCCAAAUAUGUUCCCUCCUGUUAAUCAUGUAGAAAGAGGAGAUGAAAACCAGCCUCAUAACUCAGCUCACAACUUAACUUUUACCGCCAACCAAGAUGUAAUUGCAGCUCAGCUUGCUACCAUACAACAACAGUUUGGUGUCUUUCAGCUAGUAUUGGCUCAACUUUUGGCUCGAAACAACCCUGGUGAUUCCCUCAUUAAUUUACUCAACCCUGCUCCACAACCCCCAGCUCCACAGCAAGACCCUCAACCAGUUCAGCAUGCUCCUACUCUUAAAAAGUUGGUAGCUGAACAACGAGGUGCCUCACCUCCACACCAUGCUGCUGACUCCAUACCUCAUCCUCUGAACACCAACAUCACACUGGAACCCUAUCCCGCUAGCUUCAAAAUACCUCAACUUGAGACUUAUGAUAGGACGAAGGAUCCCAAUGACCACUUACAUGCUUUCUAUUCGUGUAUGCAAGCUCAGAACGCCUCUGACGCAUUGAUGUGUAAGAUCUUUCCCUCCACUCUCCGAGGUAAUGCUCGAACCUGGUAUUAUAGUCUACCUCCGAGGUCCAUAAGCUCUUAUACAGAAAUGGCAUUUGCUUUUGCCACAAAGUUUUCCAGUAAAAGAUUGAUCAAGAAAACUACUUAUGAGUUGAUGCGAGUUAAACAGAAAGACGGAGAAUCUCUGAAGAAUUAUAUGAGCAGAUUCAAUGAUGCAAUACUUGAGGUUAGCUCCUUCGACCAGGCUAUGGGAAUUGCAGCUGUGAUCUCAGGUCUUAACCAUGAGAGAUUCAGAGACAGUUUGCUCAAGCAUCCUACCACCACCUUUAGCAAGGGGUCACAGCCACAAGAAGCUCGUAAUCCACCAAACAGGCAAGGCGUGGGAUAUCAGCAAGCCCCACCUUCGCUCCCACCACCAGCUCGAAUUAUACAUAUGAUUACAGGAGGCCUGGAAGCAGGAGGGCUGAGCUCUAAACAACGAAAGCUAUAUGUCAGAGAGGUCAAACAUCGAAACCGGGCUCAGAAAAGGAAAUUUGAUGAUGCUGACUGGAAAAAUCAACCCAUUACUUUCACCUCUGCUAAUUUCGACAUAGUUGUUACACCCCACAAUGAUCCUCUGGUUACUUUUGUCAUGAUUAACAACUGUGAGGUACAACGUGUCCUUGUUGACACCAGGAGUGCACCAGACAUCAUGUACUUCCAUUGUUUUGAGAGUCUUGGACUGGAUCCAGCAUUGUUGCAGAGAUACGAUGGUCCCAUCUAUGGUUUCAACAACCAACCAGUUCAGGUAAAAGGGGUUCUUACCCUCUAUGUUGUUUGUGGGAGUGGCCGAACGUAUGUUACCCCUUCCGUUCGGUUUCUAGUUGUCAAGAUGCCGUCCUCUUUCAACGUUGUUAUUGGCAAACCCACGCUGACUGAAAUCCGAGUUAUGGUUUCCCAAUCUCACCUCUGCAUGAAGUUCCCAACUCCUAUGGGGAUAGCAACACUACGAGGCAACCAGGAGAGCAUUGACAAACUGGUUGAAGCGGCUUCAGGUAAUGAGAGAUUAAGUCUCUUGGAUGCAUAUUCUGGGUAUCACCAGGUGCCGAUGGCUUCAGAAGAUGAAGAGAAAACCUCGUUCUAUAUCGAUAAGAAUCUGGAGGUUUAUGUCGAUGAUAUUGUGGUAAAAAGCCUAGAAGUAGAAGACCAUCUAGCUGAUCUCGACGAAACUUUCAACAACCUCAGAAAGAACAAAAUGCGGUUAAACCCAGCUAAAUGCAUUUUCGGCGUGGAGUUUGGGAAAUUUCUAGACUUCAUGGUUUCACGAAGAGGGAUUGAGGUCAAUCCAGAAAAGAUCAGAGCAAUUGCCGAGAUGGAACCGCCGAAGUUAGUGAAAGAUAUACAAAGGUUGACUAGAAGGGUGACUGCUUUUCAUCGGUUCAUAUCGAAGUUAGCAGAUAAGUGCCUGCCAUUUUUCAAGAUUAUGAGGUCAGUCGCCCAGAAAGACGAAUCAGGAAAACAAAAGAAGUUUGAAUGGAAUUAGGAACGCCAAGCUGCAUUUGAAGAGCUUAAGUCUUAUCUUAACUCACCAUCUCUACUAACUAAGGCCAUAGAUGGAGAGAUUAUCUAUUUGUAUCUGGGAAUUUCAAAAGAAGCCAUUAGUUCGGUUAUGGUGAGAAAAGAAGCCAAACAACAGAAACCAAUUUAUUACAUCAGCAGCGUGUUGCAUGGUGUAGAACUGAGGUAUCCUAUUGU
Molecule: messenger RNA, 2491 nt
Organism: Rubroshorea leprosula
Lineage: Eukaryota; Viridiplantae; Streptophyta; Magnoliopsida; Malvales; Dipterocarpaceae
Source: the annotation of a GenBank genome assembly